AUGGGUCUCCUCCUCUCAACCUGGCUUUGUAGACGAGCGUCGGGCAGCAGCCCUUCCUUUUCAUCGGCCUUCUCUCUGCUCGCCGUCCCACCUUCCUCCCGCCUUGCGCUCACUCUGAGCUCCUUUCCGGUUUCUCCGGCAGACGGGCGCUCACGCUGGAGCCCGCUCCACUGCUCUCCUCACUUCCUGCUGUCGCCCUGCAAACAGGAGGUGACCCGGGCGCCUGCUGAGCUCAGCAGUGACGUGGCCAGGGCCGAGAUGGGAGUGAAGAGUGGGCUCCAUGUGUGGGAGGUGCUGUGGAGCCCCACUCACAGAGGGAGCCAUGCGGUGGUAGGAGUCUCCAGGCAGGACUGUCCUCUGCAGGCCUCGGGGUACAACGUGUUGCUGGGCGAAGACUCGCAGUCCUGGGGCUGGGAGCUUCAAAGCAAUCAGCUCUGGCACAAAGGACAAACUGUGGGGUGUUACCCAUGUAAAAGGACAAAAUGUCACUCCAAAGCCACAGAGGGUUCUGUGCUACAAUCCAACGUCUCACCGAACAAAAAGCAGACAGAGACGCCUCUCCUCAUCCCCGAGCGUGUUCUGCUGGUUUUGGAUGCCGACCUAGGGACUCUGGGCUUUGUUGUUGAUGGCAGCUUCCUGGGUGUAGCUUUUCAGGGGCUUCCUCGAGGAGUGGAACUGUUUCCUGCAGUGAGCAGCGUAAGAGGGGGGGCCCACAUACGAUUACGAUAUCUGAACGGCACCACAUGUAACCCUCCGGCCCUGAUGGCUUUAAGUGGACUGUCAAUUUGUCAGUUUUUAGGGCAGCAAAGGCAGCAUGAAAUGUGCAAACUGCCUCUCCCACCAUUGCUUCAGCACUACCUGCAAUCCUGUUUCCAGUUUCAGCACACACUCACACCCAGUAGAGAUGCAUCAGUCCCAUUUGAAUAA
This is a messenger RNA of Menidia menidia (Atlantic silverside), 927 nucleotides long. NCBI's taxonomy places the organism in Eukaryota, Metazoa, Chordata, Actinopteri, Atheriniformes, Atherinopsidae. The record is from the annotation of a GenBank genome assembly.